UCGUCCUCCGCCCGACGAUUUCCCCACCUUCGUCCUUCCUUCUCUCCUUCCUCUCUCUCUCUCCCCUCCCUCUCUCUCGUCCGCUCCCGCGAGCCCGUGUGAGAGAGAUGGGGAGACGCCGAGCCGGCGGCGGGGGGCGCGGAGGAGGCCGAGGAGGAGAAGGACGGGGUGGAGGAGAGGAGGAGGAUCUGAAGCUGCACAAGGCUGCGAGGUCGGGUGAUGCGGCGGCGGUGGAGUCGCUUUGCGAGUCGGACCCUCUCGCCCUCAACUCUAGAGACCGCCUCUCCCGCACCCCACUCCAUCUGGCGGCAUGGGCUGGGCAUGUUGAUGUUGUGAAAUGCCUUUGCAAGCACAAAGCUGAUGUGGGGGCUGCAGCAAUGGAUGACACCGCCGCAAUCCAUUUUGCUUCCCAGAAAGGUCAUUUGGAAGUGGUGCGUGAGCUGCUGGCAUCGGGGGCCUCUGUGAAAGCAAAGAACAGGAAAGGUUUCACAGCGUUGCACUUUGCUGCUCAGAACUCCCACCUGGAGCUUGUGAAGUAUUUGGUGAGGAGGGGCGUGGACAUCACAACAAAGACAAAUGCAGGGCAAACGGCUCUACAUGUUGCGGAGAAUGAUGACGUGCGUGCUUUCCUGAAAGAGUGCGAGCAGUCACUGAAGAAGGGAGUGGAGCUACCAUCUGAGAAGAAGGAUGAUUCUGUAGCUGAGAAGGCUGAUGACGGCAAGGUCUCAGGUGAAGCUAGAAAAGAUGAUGCUGACGCAGAGCAGGGCGAGAAGAGGAAGAGUGAGGAGAUUGGUGCUGGGACGAGGCCGUCCGAGGUGAAGAAGGCCAAAGUUUCACUUGCGCAUCUUGAAAACGACAUGGAAGAAGAAGAUGAAGCAGACGAAUAGAAUCGAAUUGCCUCGAGAAUGCCAUUUGAUGGUGCCAACUUGUAUGCCGUGUUAUCCGUUGUUCUUUUGGCAAUUUUUGAAUGUUCACAACUGUAAGAAUUUUGGCUGUUCAUGGGCAUGCUAUCUGUAUCCGAGUUGACUAGUAGUAGUACUGUGUUUUUAUCAGGUAGUUGAUGUCUUGUUGAUGAUAAUUUACUAAUGACCCCCUUAAAAACAAGAUGGUUUUACUACUGUAA
Hordeum vulgare subsp. vulgare (domesticated barley) is the source of this 1123-nucleotide messenger RNA. Its product is annotated as receptor-interacting serine/threonine-protein kinase 4. Lineage: Eukaryota; Viridiplantae; Streptophyta; Magnoliopsida; Poales; Poaceae. Gene Ontology annotation, molecular function: protein binding. The record is from RefSeq and is a predicted model, not a curated record. Bases 108 to 887 code for a protein of 259 amino acids. The transcript has 2 exons.